AGCUGUCCGGAUGCCAGGCCGUCGGCGUCGCCGCGUGCGCAUGCGCGGCGGGCGCCCAGAGCGUCUAGGAGGAGCGGCGGCGCUGGCCCGCUGCAGUAGCGACCACAGCGGCAAGCCGAGUGGACCAGCAGACGACCAGCGAGAAACCAGCAGCGAGCAGCCAGCAGCAUGGUGUACGAGUCGGACUUCUACACGACCCGCCGGUCCUACAGCCGGCCCAGCUACUCCACAUACUCCGUCACUUACGAACCUGCCCAUCUGUAUCCGGGAUACGGAAAGAGGCACCCCGUGGAGUGUUCCGCUGCUGGGGACUAGCUCGCUUGUGAAUGCUGAGAAUAACACGGGCCAGACGUACCACCACAUCAUCCCGUACGCGGGGCACAUGCGGCUGACGGCGGUGUCGGCGCCCACCUUCUCGACGCGCACCAGGCCCUCCGUCAUCAUGGCCGAGAUCGACCGCAUCAACCACCGCCUGCGCCCGUCUCUCGCCUACCAGCCCGCCGAGGACUUCCUCAACUCCAGAUCCAUCGUGGUCGCUGCCCUGUUUGCAGACGGCCGUCGCUUCUGGCCCGCUCUCUUGCUGACCCGCUGUAGGCAGGACAGUUUCCGUUUGUUGCAGUCGUUCGACGACGAGGCGCGCGCCAUCCGUGGCCAAGCGGCGCACCUGCUCAAGCGCAUCCACACGCCGGUGCCCAGGGCCCUGAGGCCGCUGCCCGUCAUCACCACGGGGUAUGAGUACGAGGAGCUGCCUCUGCCGCCGCGCAUCACGUCUGACAUGUACAUCCAACGGCUGCUGGGUCUGCGUGACGUGCAGCACGAAGUGCUGAGCCGGUCCUACUACAACGAGCCAGGCUCUCGCGCCAACAUCGGCAAAGGCCACCUGGCGUGCGUCACGUACGCUGGCGGGAAGGCCUUCUCCAGGCGGCGACCACUCGCUUCACAUGAGAACAACGGGGACUACAUCAGGAACAACGUCAAGAUGCUGUCGCACUACGAGAGAAUGCGUGAGGCCGCCAAGAGCCCAGUAGUCGAGGAAAAAGUGUUUCCUGGGGAAUCUCGUAUUGCCAGAGGUCCAAGACCUGUGAAUAGCGGUUACUACAGACCAACAAAUGACCCUGGUAAGGAAUAUGCAGAGGCACUGGCAUCUGCAGCGGUAGCCACAGCAAAUUUCAACAUGCACACAGCUGCCCUAGAGGAGAAUCGCAAAAACAAGCAAAAGAGAGAAGAUGCACGACUUGCAUCUGCUGCUGAAGAACGAGAUAAGGAAGGUGAAUCAGCUACUGAUGGUGAAUCACAAUCUGAGCAAGUACAAAAGAAGCUGGAGGAAGAAGUAAAGAGGAAGGCAGAAGAGGAGGCCAAGAGGAAAGCAGAAGAGGAGGCCAAGAGGAAAGCAGAAGAAGAAGCCAAGAAGAAGGCAGAAGAGGAAGCCAAGAAGAAGGCAGAAGAGGAAGCCAAGAAGAAGGCAGAAGAGGAAGCCAAGAAGAAGGCAGAGGAGGAAGCUAAAAAGAAGGCAGAAGAAGAAGCAAAGAAAAAGGCAGAAGAGGAAGCCAAGAGAAAAGCAGAAGAAGAAGCUAAAAAGAAGGCAGAAGAGGAAGCCAAGAGAAAAGCAGAAGAGGAGGAAGCAAAGAGAAAAGCAGAGGAGGAGGAAGCCAAGAGAAAGGCAGAAGAAGAAGAAGCCAAGAGAAAAGCAGAAGAAGAGGAAGCCAGAAAGAAGGCAGAAGAAGAAGCCAAGAAAAAAGAGGAAGAGGAAGCAAGGAUAAAGGCAGAAGAAGAAGAAGCCAGAAGAAAGCAAGAAGAAGAAGAAGAGGCAAAAAAGAAAGCAGAGGAGAGUGAACCUGCAAAGGAAGAGGAUAUAGAAGAUAUAUGGGCUGGUGUAGACGAGGACAUGCCUCGAAAAAAGGUAGUACCUGAAGUAGUAGCAGAUACUGCAGAAGAGGAGGCACAGCCUGCUGGUGAUCAGACAGAGAGCAAGCCAGCAGAAGAGGAGCAAGUAGACCAGGGUCCGGAACCCGUCGUGGAGGAGCCUACCUCGCCAGAGACCCCAGCUCCCACUGAGAAGCCAGAAAUAGAAGAAGUGCCAGCUUCAGAAGAAGAAUAGCAGAAUUAUUUCAAGAACUGAAAAUACAUCCCAUUUAAGACACUGACAGAGAUGUGUUACUUUUCUAAGUGUGUUUGGUUGUUGUUCUCUUUAUUGUAAGAUUCUUCUCAGUGGUUUGCUGGAACUGGAUGUAGAGUGUACUCUUUCAGAGGUUUUUUGGGUGUCAUUCUGUCAAAGUGGCUGUUGCAUUUGUGUUGAAAGUGCCCAAAGCACAAAUAUUUUUUAAGUAUUGUGAGUUAUGGCUUUUUCCUACAUACAUAUCAUUCAUUCAGGUUCAACCUUUCCCUGUCUAUCACAAUGUCACAUAAUUUAUUUGUAAUUUUGCAUUUAAUUUUAUCACUGCUAAUUUGUUACUGCUGUAAGCUAUUCUCUAAAAAUCAUUGAGGUGAAAUGUAAUUUUCAGUAUGGUUGCUCUAUGUAGACAAUAAAAUGUGUAUUUAUGCAUUUUGGUAAUAAAUACAUUAUUUUGUCAGUAUAAAA
Molecule: messenger RNA, 2578 nt
Organism: Schistocerca piceifrons (Central American locust)
Lineage: Eukaryota; Metazoa; Arthropoda; Insecta; Orthoptera; Acrididae
Product: eukaryotic translation initiation factor 4 gamma-like
Exons: 9
Coding region: 11-2098 (695 amino acids)
Source: RefSeq, a predicted model, not a curated record